Rhododendron vialii is the source of this 1865-nucleotide messenger RNA. RefSeq lists its product as uncharacterized. Bases 892 to 1371 code for a protein of 159 amino acids. The transcript has 2 exons. The record is from RefSeq and is a predicted model, not a curated record. NCBI's taxonomy places the organism in Eukaryota, Viridiplantae, Streptophyta, Magnoliopsida, Ericales, Ericaceae.
AAGAGUUAGUGAAUAUUCACUAAUGUUAAGAAGGAAUUAGUGAAUAUUCACUAAUAUCAGUAUAAAUUGGAUUCCACUGAUAUGACACAUGUGUUUAUGGUGUAUCUUUGACUGUAAUUAAGAGACAUAAUAUUAGGCUUGAUUAGUGUCCUCAUUACCUGUAAAUCCUCCAUAGAAUCUUCCCUAUGGGAAUGUGUAUUUAUACCACUAUUGUGGUCCUUAUUGAAUAUCAGAAAAUUUACUUACACAAUUGUGUUAUUUGAUAUGGUGUCAGAGCCACCUUCAAUCUCCUCUUCUUUAUCCUAGGAAUUGAAGUUUGGUCCUGUAUUCACAAUUUUUUUUUUUCUAUUCAUACCAUUCUGCUGCGAAGUUUUUUUUUUUAGUGUCUUUACCACUAUGAUUGAAGCAAGUGGUGAUUCUAUAAAGAAGAACGAAUCUACUACUAUAUCAGCUGGGUUCCAUAUCCAGGAAACUUCUUCUCGAAUCACUCCGGAACCACUUGAUGGUACCAAUUAUGUUGAGUGGUCUUUGAAUGCUCAAAACAAGAUCUGUGGGAGAAAACGUUGGGGUUUUAUUUCAGGUACUAAGGCUGCUCCAAAGGACGUUCAGACGGAGGAAUAUGAGGCAUGGGAGGAUGAAAACUGCUUGAUCAAAUCUUGGCUUUUUGAUGCAAUGACAAAGGACAUCCGAUCUCUCUUUCUUCGAUUGGCUACAGCAAAGGAAAUAUGGGAGGCAGUUAAACAGACAUAUUCCGUCAGCCAAGAUGCAUCAAAAGCCUAUCAGUUACACUGUGAGGUAAUCUCUGUUCGUCAAAAUGGAGGUUUUGUUAUUUCUUUUUUUGGAAAACUACAAAAACUAUGACAGGAGUUUGAUGCUAUUGAGCCUUGUACCAUGGAAUGUACCCGUGAUAUUGAGCGAUAUACUACAAUGGUUACCUCCCAACGGUUAUAUGUUUUUCUGGCUGGUCUCGAUUCUCAUUUGGAUGGUGUUCGUGGUCGGAUUCUUGCUACUGCAGCUCUUCCAAAUCUGCAGGCUGCAUAUGCCAUUGUUUGCGCUGAGGCAAAUCGCCAAGAUGCUAUGCUCAAUGUAACACCAAGUGAUGGGGUUGUUAUGUCUGUUCGAAAAUCUGUCUCUCAUGACUCAAAAAAGGGUGUUCGUAAGCGUACUCAUUGUAAUGGUGAUAAUCAUGUUAUAGAGACCUGCUUCAAGUUACAUGGUAACCCUGAAUGGCAUCCAAAGGGUAAGACAUCAUCUCCAGUGGCUCCUAACCCCAAGGCUGAAAGUUCGACUUCUAAGAGCAACUUAGCCACUACUUCCGGAUUCGUUGCCAAGUCAGAACAUCCAUACCAAGGAGAGGAUUGGCAGUGGUAAAGAGAGAGGAGGUUUGUACUAUCUGGACGACGGAUUACAACGAUCAGAUGGCGCACUAGUUCAUGCUAUGGGCGACACCAUGUUGAAAAAUAAGAGAGAGAUUUGGAUGUGGCAUAGACGACUAGGUCAUCCCUCAUUUGGUUAUCUAAGGCAACUAUUUCCAUCUUUGUUUAAUGGUUGUCAUCUUUCAGAGUUUGCUUGUGAAACCUGUGUAAUGGCGAAAAGCCAUCGUACUGUUUUUUAUUCACAUGAUAAUAAAGCUGAAACUCCUUUUGCCUUGGUUCAUUCGGAUGUUUGGGGUCCAGCUCCUCUUUCUACACAUAAUGGGCUGAAGUGGUUCAUUACAUUUAUUGAUGAUUAUACCAGAAUGACAUGGAUUUAUUUAAUGAGACGAAAGAGUGAUGUAUGUGCUGUGUUUCCCUCCUUCCAUCAGACGGUACUCACCCAAUUUGGUGUGUCUAUUAAAGUUCUUCGUUCCAACAAUGGGAGUGAAU